Paramecium sonneborni is the source of this 2302-nucleotide messenger RNA. The record is from the annotation of a GenBank genome assembly. Lineage: Eukaryota; Ciliophora; Oligohymenophorea; Peniculida; Parameciidae.
AUGCAAUUAAGAGAAGAAACUAUAAAGCAGUUAUAGAAUAUAUAAGACCCUUAUUUAUUAUAAAGACAAAGACAAAUAGAUGUAAAGAGAAAGUAUGAAUAAUUAUUGGCUUAAGUCAAUAUAUUAUAUGAUGAACAAGGAAAAGAACUUCAAUAUUCAAUAGAUUUCUAGCGUUUCAUUCAUUUUUAUAAAUUUCUUGCUCGUCGACCAGAUACUGAAUAAUCUAAUUAAUCUAUUGUCAAUAGAUUACAAUUAUGGGUUCCAGACACUAUUGUUUUGAAUGAUCGUGAAAUGCCAAAUUAUUGGUUAUAUUCAGAUUCUAGAGGAUAUGUUUUUAGAACAGAUACAUUUACAUCCAAAAAUGUUGUAAGUAAAUUAGCUAAUUACACUUCUCCAGAUGAAUUAGUUGCAGUUAUUAAAAAAUAAUAAUUCAGGAACAUGGAAUUAGUUGGCAAUGAAAUUAAAUUAGUAUGUUGUAGAGAUUUAUAAACCUAAAUCAAUGCAAAUUUCUCUAAUCGACUUGAUCUUACACUUAUAUAAAAAUUCGUUAAAAGUAAUGGUCCUAAAGCAUUUAUUUGUAGAACUGUUUGGCGUAAAGAUAAAAAUCCAUAUUGUUAUAUAGUAACUAAUAAAGAAGAUUACUUUUCAUAAUCAAUAAAUCCUAAAUCUGAAUUCACGAAAUAUAUUACAAAUGUAAAUCAACAAAAUUCUUGUACAAUAGUUAAUACUUGUCGUGGGAAAUAUGUUGAUGAAACAGUUCCAUAUAUCAAAAAUAUUCUAAAUUAUAUUUAUAUUCAUUUGCAUGUUUCAUUUAAAGAAUUUGCAGCUGAUUUUAUAAAAGAUGAAAGUGGAAUUUGGUGGUUUAUAAAUGUAAAAGGAUUUAUUAUUGAUAAAAGUCCAGAUAAAAUAUUGUGGAAAUCAAUAACUCAUUAUGGAGAGAAUAUACAUGAAGAAGGAUCAUCUUCUCCUAUAUAAUAAUAAAUAGUAUAAGUUCUAACUCCAAAAAAUAAAACAAAAGUUGCAGAUAUGUGUUAAAAACAAAAGAUUUGUAAAUAUUGUGAACAAUCUUAUCCAGAAUAAUAUCUAUAAUAUAAAAUGACAUUAAAAAUGAUAAUUUAAACUGAUAAACAUCUUUAUUGGAGGGGUAAAAUAUUUAAUUGGAUUGAACGAUCAGAUAUAACUAAUUUAGAAGUUAGUAAUCUCUAUCAUGAACAUAAAGUUUGCAAAUAAUGUUAUACACUUUAUAAAGAAACUGAAAAAUUAAUUGAACUACAAUUAUAAUUUAAUAAAUAAUUAGGAUUACCUAGUGAUUCUAAUACAAUGAAUUAAAUGUUAACACUUAAAGCAAAUUAAGUGAAUAAUGAAUCUGUAAAAUCUGGGUUAGAUGAAUCAAAAUAAGUUUUUAAUAUUUCUGCAACUAAACAACUUAUACUAAAUAAUUAAUCCAUUCCUAUGAUUCAUAAUACUAUUAUUAAAACACUUAAUCGUUUUAGAUUUAUGAUUUUAAUCCAUUCUAUAAGAGAUGUUCCAUAAAAUGUAGACCUAUCUAAACAUUAUUAUAUUGAAUGUAAUAUAUUUGAUUAGAAAUUCAAAAUUAAAUUGGAUCUUAUCGCUGGAUAACUUUUUGAUAAAGGUUAUUUUUUGACUCUUAAUCGUAUGCGUUUAUUUUACUUUUUUAGUGAUUAACGUAAAGAUUGGGUUGAAUAUGUAAAUUAAUUAAAAGUACUUCCAAUGUAUCUUUAUUAAGACAAUGCUAAAAUUGGCACUUUGGAAAUUGAAUUAUAAGAUCUCCUUUCAGAAAGAGUCAUUAGAAAAGAGUUUUUGAAAGUUUUUAGUGUUAAAGAUAGCUAUCCAAUUUUAAGUUGGUCAUUAAAUGUAAAUAAUUAUUCUAUAAUCUAUUAAGUUAACUUUAGGAUUAGUUGAUUCAGGUCCUGUUAAUGUUACUAGAAUCAAAUUAUAAGAACAUUUUGGAAUCUAAAUACCUAAUCCUGAUUAUUGUACUUGUGAACCACUCCCUGCUGAAUGGAUGACUAUUCUAGAAUAAAAAAAAGAUAUUGAUUUACAUAGAAGUGAAAGAUAAAUGACUAAUCAAACAUUAAAAAGAGUCUCAACUGCUCAUGCUAAAUUAUAAAAAAGUAGAUUUGAAGCAUCAUCUUUACAUUAAGAUAUGGAAUCAUUCAAUGAUUCAACUAAAGAAUUAUAUAGUCAACUUAAUCUUAAAAAAGAAAUAUAAUUAUAUGAAAUUGAUGAGGAUGAACGUAAAAAUAAAAAAAGAAGAUUAUUUUAAUAAUAUGAUUUAUGA